GGACCGGUCAUUAUUUAUGGCAGGGGGGAGGGAAAAAUGGGGGGGGGGCAUAUGUAUAAAUAAAUGACUCGAAGAGGGGGCUAUUAAAUUUUUUCAAGAAAAUGAGGGGGGGGUUGCAAUUAGAUUUGAAGGAAUUUGCUUUGGUGUAAAUAGGUAAUGGGACAAGUACUGGUGUGAGACAUUGUGUAACCUAAAUAAUUAUAGGACCAGUAUUCAAAUUUAUUGUUAUUUACUUCAACUUCAAUAGUAUGAACUGCAUAUACGUGAUGAAUUAUGGCAAUAACGAUUAUAGGAACUGAGGAGGGGUGAAUUUGUUAAUUAGAAACGAUAAGUCGAGAGAUAAAGGAGAGAAAAGGAAAGGCAACCCUGUACGCGUUUCGACCUAACAGUCUUCUUCAGCAGGGUUUUUUAAGAGGGGUGCAGGUAGAAUUUGCAGAGGAGAAUGAAGGAGAGGUUAGGAGUUAGGAUAAGCAAUGGCACAGUAACAGAAAGGAAAGAUGGAAAGAUAGUGAGAAAUGAAAAAACUACUACAUGUUAAAAGAAAGGUUAUCCUACCAAAUGUCUUGUUAUUGCGCGACAUUCCAACACCACGCACCUUGCUGUUCAUCUUUUGUUUAGUUUGAUGAAAAGAGUAAUGAUACAGUCCUUUCAAUUUUAGCUAACUCAAUAGUAUAGUGAGUAUGAAUGAUGUGAUGGUAGUGGUGGGGUAGGAUUUAUAUCAUAGUGUGAUCAUGUGACUAAGGUGAUUGCAUCCUAAUAUGGUGAAGGGAGCUAAUUAGACAGGGAUGGGGAGGUAUCGCAAUAAGAGGUGAUUAGUGAUAAAUAAUAAAAUAAAUAAAUAAUUAGAUAAAUAAUUACCCCUUUACAGGGUUUAUUGUUAUAGAUUUAUGAGUAUACAUUAACCCCCAAAAAACUAAAUAUGUACAUAUAUAACAAAGCCAAACAAGGAUGAUAAUUGGAUGAUAAAUGGAAUGAUAUUAUAUGUCCAAUCGUUAUCUAUAGUAGGUCUUAAUUUGUCACGUGGAGUACUCAAGUUAUCCAUCAUUAUAUUUACAAAGUAUACUAUUAAAACAUGACAAGUAUGUUUCGUGUUACUUGUACAAGGAACCAAUGGUUAUAUGAAAAUAAAUGGGGACUGGGAUUAUGUUGGUGCAUUAUUAAAUAGCUGGUCAUAACUGAAAAAUUCUAUAUAGGACGCGUAUGACGCCUAAGGUAUAAAAUGCAUGUAGACAUGCAUAGAGGAUUUGAAUUAGGUAUAGGAAUUGUAACUAUUGCUAUUAGCCAUCAAAACAUAUUAGGUACAUGCAUGUCCAAAAACAUCAGGCUCUGUUUUAAUAGUCCAACUGUAUGUAAUUAAAAAGGUUGACCAACUAUGCAGCGAUGACGAGUCUAUUCGAGUGGUUUCAUAUAGAUGUUAUCGUAGGAAAUGCCACAGUCAAGUAAUGGUAUGAAAAAUUGGCUAUUGACGUCAAUGUUAAUCCUUUUCAAGUGCCAACCAGGACGAUUAAUUCUUUAUAGUAUGUGGACAACAAUGUCUGCUUGAUGGUAAGAUAUCAACAGCUGGUAUUAUAAGUUGUUGUAAAUAUGGUUUUCAAAACUCGGUGUUUCUAUUGCUUUAAUAUGACCAAAUUAUCCAGUAUUUCCACGACCAAUGACGAAACUCCAAAAUCUGUGUCUCACCAUAUCGAACCCGCUGUCAUAGUGGUGUUAGUAUGGCAUUAAAUUUCAUUAGUGCUAAUUAUUUGAUAGCUUAGAGUGCACUAUGUGUUUUGGUGUAAAUAGGUAAUGGGACAAGUACUGGUGUGAGACAUUGUGUACCUAAAUAAUUAUAGGACCAGUAUUCAAAUUUAUUGUUAAUUACUUGAACUUAAAUAGUAUGAACUGCAUAUACGUGAUGAAUUAAGGCAAUAACGAUUAAGAAAGGGAGGUCACAACGUGUUGGUUCAACCGUCACUAGGAAUAUGUCCAGCCCUAAUAUUACCACCCCAAACCCCUUCACAACUAACAGGAGGAAUAAUAUUAACACAACCCUGACUAACGUAACUAGUUCUAACCUGGAGGAUUUUCUCUCACGUAUGCAUCUCCCCAGCUAUCACCUAAACACGAAAAACGAGAUGAAGCCCCGCUAACUAACAAGCUAACCAAAACCAAAUUGCGCAAAUAUUUGAAAACUAAAAGGAAUAAUAAUAAUUACCGAUUUACAAGUAAAGGUACAAUUCUCUCUGAAAUUAAAAUGAAACGUAUCAAAGAUAGUGUGGUGAAUUUAUCCAACCCACCAUUCAAAUUUUAUCUAAAGGUCUUAAAUUCAUACCCACACCACAACCAACUAAUAGGGAGAUUGUAUACAAGUCCUAUCAGACCUUUCGACGAAAGAUGCACUUAAGAUAUUUCUUCAAAGAAUCUACUAACAAUGAUACUCCCUCCCAUCCGUUUAAAUUAAAAAGUGACUUACACCUCCGCUUCCUGACAAUGAGAACCUCCUAGAGUUUAUUUCCCUAGUUUAUCAAGAAAUACUCUCGCACCCCAAUACCCCCACUAACAAACAUAAAAACUAUUCGAGAGAAGAAAUAUCUGCACUAAAAGAUUUGCAGAAAAACGAUAACUUGAUUGUUAAACCAGCAGAUAAAGGUGGGGCCAUUGUCAUCUGGCCAAGAGAUGACUACCUACGUGAGGCCUCUAAACAACUUGCUAACACUACCCAUUACAACCAUAUUUUAAUGAAUCCCAUCCCUGAACUAAUAACUAGAAUACAACAAUUUGUUCGAAAUAAUCAUAAAUUAGGUCAAUUUGAUUACACAACAUAUAAAUUCCUAAUGCCCCCUACACCUACUAAAACUCCCACCCUAUACUUACUACCCAAAAUUCAUAAAGCUGGCAACCCGGGUAGACCUAUCAUCUCUGGGUGUGAUGGACCCACUGUCAGAUUAUCGAAAUAUGCGGACCACUUCCUCAAACCCUUAGUUAGCAAUAUCCCAUCAUUUGUUAAAGAUUCAACGGAUUUCCUUAGACGUAUAUUUAAACUUGACCAUAAUCUUCCUACUGACAUUAUUCUUCUUACAAUAGAUGUUAGAUCUCUGUACACUAAUCCAUUUGGUUGUAAUUGCGACUAAAUCAUGGUCACUGAUGUGAAAUAGUCUGGAUUUAUCUUGUCUUCUAUGUGCUGUAUGCAAAUCAGUUUUUACUGAUUGCAGAGAUAAAUUGACAAUGAAUUAUUACAUCAGCUAUCUUGAUGUGGUUAAAUACAUUUAAGCAAGGUUAACGGCAAAUGUAUUAUGCAGGCCACAUCCACUGAGGGGAGUCUGUGACGUCAUAUCGAUUAAAGGGGGUUGUUUCGCGCCUUGUGAUCAGUGCUUCGGUCUGGGUAUUCAUUCUGCCAUUGUAUGCGCCUAGCUGUAGCAAGUUUAGCGCUUAGAUACCUUUUCCCUACCCACCCACCCAUGUUUAUUCUAGAGGAUUUAUCUGGUAGUAUGUCAUUUUAUUUUAUAUAAUUUUUAAUCUCACAUAAAAUAGGAUGUAUAGACCACUAUACAUUAUAUUUCGUUUCCACUGACUUGUCAGUGUGACUGGUGCCGGAGGUAUGCCUUGGCAGAAUGUCCAGAAUUGUCAUGGCUAUCUCCUUUUGCUGCUAAUAUUACUGAUUGUUUCUCUCAUUGCUACGCAGCUGCUAUGGCAAUACUUUGUGCCAUCAAAUCUAGUUACAGCCUUGGACCACAAACGGCACCUGCAUGGCUCCAAAUACUAAUAUUAAUUCUCUGCCGUUAAACAUGGUUACAAUCGCCCAGACCAAAUGGAAACCUGAUUUUAGAGUUAUAUAUGAAAAUACCCUUCUUUUUAAUUAUAAUUUUCUACUAAUAUAUAUUUCUGGUCGACGUUAAUAUCUUGUCAGCUCCAUAAUCUUAUUUAAUUAAUAAUUAACAUUAGAACGCCUGGGUAUCCCCAUUUGUCGAGUAAAAAUGAAAAUGGAGGGGGGUCAAAGAAAAAUAUUCUAAUAUGUAGGGGAGGGGUCAUCAUUAAAUUUCUGCUCUUUUAAGGGGGGGCUUUCAAUUUUAAAAAUUUAGAAAACAAAAAAUUUCCCUCCCCCUUCCAUAAAUAAUGACCGGUCCCUUUACAAGGAGCGGUAUUCUAAAGUACAAAUUGAAAAUGAAUCAUGGCGACUACCGCAGAACCUUUAUCAGCUCUUUAACAACGAUAUUAGAAUAACUCUUUUAAAUCCCAAGUGCUUUCUAUCAUUUUGCUUAAAUUCUGGAAUAAUUACGACCACUCUCAUUGAUGGAAAACUCAAUUUAAACUCUAAUUUAAAAACAAAAUCCAACAUAGGAUCAUUAUUUUCCGGUGCCCAAUUGGAUUUGCUUUUAAAAUAUCUUAGUCUUAUCAAAUUUCAUUAUCAUUAGCUUUGUAAAAAAAAACACUUAAGCUUAAGAGAGCUUGCCUGUAAGAAUCACAGAAUGUGUGGCAGAUAUGAAAAACUGAAAGUUCUUCAAUUUCCCUCGAUUUUAUAUAUAUUGUAGACCUAUCCAAUCCCACACAUUUACUGAAGAUUCAGCCAUCAAACAAAAAAUGAAGAAAAGUUAGAGCACUUCAAAAAUCGAACCAAAAAUGACGCAAAAUGUCCAAGAAAUUACGCUAUAUAAAGCAGUCAACAUCAUGUGCUGUGCUGAGCGCGCAUUAUAAGUUUUUGCUCUGCUGUUACAAUAUAUGUCUUUAGAAUAUAUGGAACUUUCUCGUUAUAUCUUUCCUCCAUAAAUCGAAACUUAUUGAUUUGGUUAUUUUAGAUCAAAGAUGGUUGAAAUUUCCGGGUUUUCCAAACUAGCCAAAGUACAUCUUGUGAAUCGCCUAUUUAAAUAUGGUCCUACUUUCUUUAUCAAUGUACAUAUGCAUAAUUUGUUAGGGCUAGGAUUUAGUCAUUCGACGACGAUUUCAGAUGUUUGGGAUUCUUUUGUGUCUUGGCGAAAUUUGCACUUUAAACAUGUACAAUAUUAGCGUAAUGGGCAAUUCCAGCUAUAGACUAAAUUUUGAUUUGGGCAAGAAAAACAAAAUCCAUCAGCACAGCUAGAAAGAGCAUGUUAAAAUUAGUAAAAUCACAAAGUUUGGUUGCAAAAUGUUGUAAAAUGAGGCAAAUAUAGCCCUGCGAAAGUUGCAAAUUUUGUAUUAAUUUGUUCGCAAUAGACCAUUAUUUUGCGUAAUAGACUAAAUUUUGAUCUAAACAAGUCUAGGCAAAAAUUUCAUCCCAGCUUGAAAGAGCAUCACAAAAUUAGUGACAUUCCAAAGUUUCGUUGCGAAAUGUUGUAAAAUGCGGAAAAUAUAGCCUUGCGAAGUUUGCAAUUUUCAGUUAUUAGGCAAGAUAGAUAACCGACUUUUUUACGUUUGGAACAUUUGAAAGCACAACACUGAGGACCUCUAACUUUUCCCAUUGCUGUGAAAUUUGCUGAGUUUAACUCAACUUAAUUACAAUUGGUGCCAAAAUGGUAAAAACUCUUUGCCACAGGUCUCCAAAAAUGUUUUUAAAAUUGAACAUGUUUUUUGAAUUAUAUUUACAGUAACCACUAAACUCAAAAGGCUAAUAUUGAGAGUUUAUCAUGUUUUUAAUUCCUGAGAGUACUUGCACAGGGUUCGUAGCGGUCUUUGAAAUCCUGGAAAGUCUUUAAAUUGGAUGCAGGUCUUUGAAGUCUUUGAAAAGUCUUUACAUUGUGUGAAAAAGCGAAGAAAGUCUUUAAAAGCCUUUAAAUUCUUUAGUGACGAAUUGAUUAUACGAUUUCUUAGUUAAUAAAAUAGCUUGAUUGAAUCAAGAUUUUCGCAAAUAUCGACGAAAAUGCGCAUUUUAGGAUGUGAUUUGAUGGGAAUAAUUACUGGAUAAAAAUGGUGCUUACAGUCGCAAUUUUUCGACAGCUGAUUGUUCUCAAAGGUCUUUGAAAAGUCUUUGAAAAUAGACGUGUUACGAAAGUAUUAAAAAUAAUAUAAAAAUAGUUCAAUUUGCACCCCAGGUAACUAUAAAAUACUAGUUACGUCGAAUGGAGAGAUAAUGAGCAUUUUUGACGAAAAAUAAACAGAUAAAGUAUAUCUCAUUUCGGACGUGCGUAAAAUGUCAAUUAUCUGUCCAUUAGGCAAGAUAGAUAACUCGUCAAUUUGUCAAAGAUGGACGAUAACCUUGCAUGGUGGCAUUGGUGGGCCGUUGUGUUUACAUAAUUCAAAGUCCAAGGCUGGUUCUUCUCUGACAUGAAAAUGUGCAUGCUUAGGGCCUUUCUGUCAAUCAUUCUUAGGUAUAUUUCGCGCGGUUGAGUAAUGAAAACAUUACGUCAUCAAGGUCUUGGUUCAAUAAAAUUGUAAGUAAAUUUAGUUUAGUAGGUAUAGUAAGGUUCACAUAGAGAUAAGUUGAAGUUUUUACUAUGAUAUUUCAAUAAGUAUUUUAAGUUGUGAACAUAUUUUAACAUUGAUCGAUUGAACAGCGAACCAACUCGACAAGUGCGACAACGCCUUAAAUAAACAGAAUGUGAGAGCUGGAACGAGCUAGCAACGCCAACCCACACUUUUAAAACUCAACGUUGAUUGGCUACAUACAAAUCACACCACUUGCUACAUCACGUGUACAAAGAUUCCUCAACCGUUAGUAUAAAAGUGCGUGCACAACCGAAAUUCGUCAGUGGAUAAUUUCUCAGUGGACUGAUCAGUAAAGUGAAGUAAAGUGAAGACUGAUGAGCAAAGUGAAAUGAAGUGAACUUUAGGAAACUACUACGAGAUCGAAGACGAACAUUAUAUUAAGAACUGAUACUUAUUUAAGAUUGUUGUAACGAUUCGCUACACUACUUAAAUAAAGCCUCGUAACAGACGGAAAAAGUCUUUAAAAGUCUUUGAAUAUUUUUGGUCUUGGAGACUACGAACCCUGUUGCAAAUUUCGUUUAUUUUUUAAGAAAAGUUUAAUAUUGUGCAUUUGAUAUGAGUCAAAGAAUUGGAAAGCACUAUUACACAAAGUCAAAAGUAGUAUUUUAUUAUAACAAUAGAAUUAUUCAUACAAUAAUGAAUGUAACUAUAUUUAAGAUUAUAAAAUUUACUGUGCAUCAAGCAGAUUAUUUCACUGAUCUUAUACAAUAAUGCAAGAAAUAAUGUGUGUCAUUACAAAACAGGUUUUCCCAUAUUAAAGCAGUUCUAAAAUACAAAUUACUGUAUUAACGCAGUGACCUAUUACAGUAAUUUGGCAGUUUGGUUGCUUGAAUUAAAAGGAAAAGGUCUUGUACUCACAGGACUCAAUAGAAAGAAAUAUUUCUUAACAUCAAUUAAAGAUAGUUUGAAGCAUAUUCAUACCAUUGGAUUAUCAACUAUAUUUCCUAAAAAAUAGCAAUUACGUUAUAAAAUAUAUAUAUUGCCUGCGAAUAUAAAGUUGCAAUUGUUCUCUAGCUUCUAAUAGAUUUUAAUCAUGAUGUGAUUCCAUGGAACGUAAAAUAAUACAUGAUAUGUUGUAUGUAAAUAAAUAUACACAUACUAAGAAGUAAGAAUCAUUUUUGUUUUGGUUUAUUUCAUGUUUUGUAUUGACUAUUUUUGCCAUAAUUGAUAAACUGUGACUAAAAUGUUUUGCAAUGUUGCUGUCUUUCACAAAUACAUUUACAAUUUUGCCAUGAAGCAAUGGUGAUACUAGCUGAAAAUGUCUUAUUUGGAAUUGGUGGAACUAUAUUUAUAUAUGAAUAUGCAUCAAAAUCUUAAUUCCACACACAACUGAACAUGAUAUAUUUAACAGCAAAAUAUUGAAAAAUCGCAAUGGUUUGUCCAUACUUGUCAUAUGGCCGCCCUUCAUACGGGUCGACAAAUAUUGAUAUUUUUAGAAAAAAUAAUUAAAAUUUGCCUUCCCCUUAUUCACAAUAUGAAGCUCCAACGAUCUGGCAUCGUUGACAACAAUUAAGUUCCACACUUAAAACCCCAAAAUUGACUGCAUAAAAGAGGAUUUAUGGUCAACUUUGUCCAUUUCCGGAAUACAAAAUGUACAAAUUAUCGGCUCCGUGGGAACGACCAAUAUGGCCGCCUCGCGUAAAAUGCGACUGCGAUCAGGCUUCAAUUUUCGCCCGGCGACAGGGUGGGAUGCGUUAUCUAGUGUAUAUGAGAUAUCUAUGGGAAAAAUCCUUAUUAUCAACACAGUGAUCAUUUGGACAUAAAAUCUUUCCCAAAUGUACCGCUCGUUGGGCCAGCCUUUCAAUUUCAUUUAGCAUAGUACAGCAAUUUCCUCAUUUGCAUCCUCAUGUCCGCCAUGCUUGUUACAAAUUCUGCCAGGCAUUUCGUUUCCCGUGUCCACCCCAAGCACCCCCGCGCGCUCGCUCAUCUUAGCCAUUGAUCUAUAUAAAAAAAAUUGUGGUGUUGCUAUUUUUAGUACGUUAUUUGCGCCUGUGUACGAGACUGGGAAGCGCGGUAGUUGCCUUCAUUGGUUGCUACUGUCGUUGUCUUUUGAGACGUGUUUGUAUCUAUCUCUCUGGGCACGGAGAUCGCCUUCAUUGGUGUUGUCGUCGUUGUUUUUUGAGUUGUGUUAGUGCUCUUGUCUGUCAAUGUUUUCAAACUUCGGCCUUUUUGACUGUUGUUUAUGAUGUUUUAAUGGUGUCAUUUCGCUGUUAUGUCAUGUGGCUUGUAAUUUUGUUUUGUUUUGUUUCGUUUCGUUUUGUUUUGUUUUGUUUUGUUUUGUUUUGUUUUGUUUUGUUUUGUUUUGUUUUGUUUUGUUUUGUUUUGUUUUGUUUUGUUUUGUUUUGUUUGUGUUAUUAAUAGGCGCAGUGGUCUUCUUUAUUGGUGUACUGCUGUGCCUUCCUUUUUGAAUUAAUGUUGGCCUGCGGUUUGUUCAAACUCAGUUAACAUCAUUCCCGUCCAUCCACUAUCAUAGGGCUAGGGAUCCCUAGACAUGAAGAUGCUUAGCAUCUGAUUGUUCUGGUUUUCAUGUUUACCUCGUGGCACGGGGGAGAGGAUUGUACUCUCUGUUGGUUUGCUUGCUGUGUAGCAACCCCUUAGGUGCGGCGAUUUCUCUGACUCGGGUUCCAAUGCACCGUCGGGACCAGAUCAGCAAUGAUCAAAGCCUUUCGUCGUUCAACUCAAAAUGAAACUAAUGGACGACUUGCGCUUUACACUAAAUUUUAUUCUAAGUAAGAACAACGAAAUCUAUCACCACAGUUGGAAAGAGCGUCUUGGAAUUAGUAAUAUUACAAAGUUUGGUUGCGAAAAGUUGUAAAAUACGGAAAAUAUAGCCCUUCAAAGUUGGCAAAUUUGUAUACUUUUGUAUUACGUGCAUGAAUUAGUAACUAAAGCCCCGUUUACACUACGCUCAAUUUUUUGUACGGUACGGAUAAAAUUGGUACCCGUACAACUUUUUUGGUUCUUGGACUACUUAUUUAGGUAGUCCAAGAACCAAAAAAGUGGUACGGUACCAAAAAUCGAGCGUAGUGUAAACGGUGCUUAAUUUUGCUAGGUUUUUGAAACCAAAAUAGUGGUACGGAUACCAAUUUUACCCGUGCCGUACCAAAAAUCGAGCGUAGUGUAAACGGGGCUUAAAUUAGUUACCAAUUUCGCACGUAAUAGAAAUGUAUACAAAUUUGCCAAAUUCGCCGGGCUAUAUUUUCCGUAUUUUACAAAAUUUCGCAACCAAACUUUGCAGUUUUUCUAAUUUUGAUAACUUCUUUCCGAAAAUAUCCUUUGUUAUUCCCAGAUUAAAAAUUUUUCUAAAGCGCAAGUCGUCCAUUCCAUGAUAUGCUGGGAAAUUAGUGAUUAAAUGUCCCUCAUCUUGGGAAGGUUUUCCCUAGGCUUUCGGGGACUAUUUUCCCUCAUAUCAUAGUAUUACUUAUACACGGUAUUAUUUCUUAUACAAGAAAUACUGGAUUCUGAUUGGAUAAUUGCCGCUCGCGCAUGCCCAGUGUGGCCAUUUAAGAAUGUUUUGGUCAUCCCAUUCUCGAUUCGCAUGACUAAAAUCCUCGCUUAUAGCCUACAAUACAGCUAGCUGCUUACAACGGCAAAAAUCACAAUAAAUACACUGUCGAUGAUUUUAAAUCUUAAAUAAUCAUAUUAUCCCCGAGCCGACGGCGCGAAGCGCCGUGCGAGGGUACUAAUUCCCCCCGGAUUCUGUGCCCCGGCUAUUUACACCCGGGGAAACGAAAACAUUUAUUUUCAUUACCGUCCUGUACGAAUUAAAUUUGUUUCAUUUCAAAGUGCGAGUAAUAAGUUGAAGCUCGAGUUAGAAGUUUUAUAUAAAUAUCGGCAUAAACCAUGAAGCAGUUCAUUUCAAUUCACAUUUAAAAACGCUUUACGUAGAGUUUCGUUUUGAAUUUUACAUUAACGUAAAGCCUAUAGAACCCAAAAUAUUAUACCUACUUUUUGUAUUUUAGAAAUUGAUAGUUCUGUGUUUAAAAGUGUUCAAAUGUCAUCUAUUUUUUCCCGGUUUGUACAAAAAAUUAAAAAAACAAUUAUCGUGUUGCCCAUGACUAACAUGACGUGGGCAACGCGAGCCUGCGUUCAGUGUUGGCGUAAUUACGAAUACUUCAUGUUGAAACAAUGUUUGGAAAAUAUAGGCGAGGGGUUGUUGCAUGUAUGUAUUUCUAGUAAUGAUAUAUUUUAGCUUUUGAUAUCAUAUAAAGCAAAAUAAACCGCCCGAAAAUAGAAACUAACAACAUAAGGCGAGUCUUAUACGAGAAUUUUCAGAAAACACUUAUUACCCUACUACAGAAAUUUGUGCACAGGGUAGAUGGGAAAUUGGAUAAUACCAUUGAAUUCGCCUUAAAAAUCGGUACCUUUUCAUAAUAAACACUUCUAGACAAUUUAAUAAAGAAAAAUUUUCGCUCGAAACAUUUAGCAUGACCAAGGUCAUUUGAGCUGGCUUCGCCACUGAUCAAAACCCUAGCAUGGAUUCCCUACAAUUAAAAUACUCUUUAAAAUUCAUAAACCUUGUGGCAAUCAUGUCGGCCAUAAUAUGUCACGUGGAGUGACUUUAUAUCUGAUAAAAGUCAUCUUCAUUAGUAUUCUUUAUAUAAUUCUUCAUCUUUAUUAGUGCGAUCAUAUAAUUGUUCAUCUUAAUUAGUAUUCUUUUGUAGUCGUAUUUUAAGCUAUUCAAAACACUCGAACUCGCGUUUUAUCAUAUUUAAUACGUUCGGCUGCGCCUCGCGUUUUAAAUAUGAUAAAACACUCUUUCUCGUGCUUUAAAUAGUACUUAAAGCACCAGUAUAUUUUUUGGACGCAUGAAACUAACAUCAAAACAAGUACAUUAGCUCAAAAUGUCAAAUUUCUUUUUCCAAUUUUCAGGUGGUGUAUUACCUACUUUUUUACUUUUCGAUACGAACAUUGACACCCACCAAUAGAGGUAAAAGAUAUGGACCAUCUAAAAACUUUUAAUUAUAUAAUUAACCCCAUGCUCCUUAAUGGACAGAUGGAUGUCGCGAUCUAUCCAGUUAACUAGUUUUUAUAUGUCUUUGUUUCAGAUCAAUCAAGAAAAACAGGGUUAAUUAAAAAGGUAAUUCAAUGGCUUCCAAAAAGAUCAUAGCCAAAUACGAAAAGUGUUUACAACUUUGUGUUUCAAAUCACGAUCCGUUAGGAGUAGCAAUAUACAACGAUUAUUUGGGUGAUUCGUAUGCUAAUUUAGGAGAGAAUAGAAUAGCCAUUCAGAAUUAUGAGAAAAGUUUACAAAUUUACGCGGAAAUUGGCCAUUGGUCGGGAAUGUUAGGAAGCAAUACAAAGUUAGGCAAUACCUGUUAUAGUCUAGCACAAUACCAAGAAGCUAUAACAUAUUACAAAAAAAGUUUAGAAAUAAGCACGAGAAUUGAUGUUGGAUUAGAAGUGGCAAAUACCAAUUGUAGAUUAUGCGCUGCCUAUCGAUGCAUAGCAAAUUAUAAAGAAGCUAUUACCUAUGGCAAAAAAGGUUUAGACAUAAGCACAGCUAUUGGCAACCAGUCAGGAAUCGCAAGUAGCAGUACCAAUUUGGGCAAUGUCUAUCUCGGGUUAGGAGAAUAUCAGAAGGCCAUUGACUAUUACAAAAAAGGUUUAGAAAUAAGCACUGCUAUUGGCGAUCGGUCAGGAAUAGCAAGUAACAGUGGCAAUUUGGGCAAUGCCUAUCUCGAUUUAGGAGAAUAUCAGAAGGCCAUUGACUAUUUCAAAAAAGAUUUUGAAAUAAGCACUGCUAUUAGCGAUCGCUCAGGAAUAGCAAGAAACAAUGGCAAUUUUGGCAAUGCCUAUCUCAGUUUAGGAGAAUACCAGAAGGCCAUUUACUAUUACAAGAAAGAUUUAGAAAUAAGCACUGCCAUUGGCGAUCGGCCAGGAAUAGCAAGAGGGAAUGGCAAUUUGGGCAAUGCCUAUCUCAGUUAAGGACAAUAUCAGAAGGCCAUUGACUAUUACAAAAAAGGUUUAGAAAUGAGCACUGCUAUUGGCGAUCGGUCAGGAAUAGCAAGUAACAAUGGCAAUUUGGGCAAUGCCUAUCUCAGUUUAGGAGAAUAUCAGAAGGCGAUUGACUAUUACAAAAAAGGUUUAGAAAUGAGCACUGCUAUUGGCGAUCGGUCAGGAAUAGCAAAUAACAAUGGCAAUUUGGGCAAUGCCUAUCUCAGAUUAGGAGAAUAUCAGAAGGCCAUUGAUUAUUUCAAAAAAGGUUCAGAAAUAAGCACUGCUAUUGGCGGUCGGUCUGGAAUAGCAAUAAGCAAUUGCAAUUUGGGCAAUGCCUAUCUCGAUUUAGGAGAAUAUCAGAAGGCCAUUGACUAUUGCAAAAAAGGUUUAGAAAUGAGCACUGCUAUUGGCGAUCGGUCAGGAAUAGCAAGUAACAAUGGCAAUUUGGGCAAUGCCUAUUUCAGUUUAGGAGAAUGUCAGAAGGCCAUUGAUUAUUACGAAAAAGGUUUAGAAAUGAGCACUGCUAUUGGCGAUCAGUCAGGAAUAGCAAAUAGCAAUUGCAGUGUGGGCAAUGUCUAUCUCAGGUUAGGAGAAUAUCAGAAGGCUAUUGACUAUUACAAAAAAGGUUUAGAAAUAAGCACUGCUAUUGGCGAUCGGUCGGAAAUAGCAAGUACCAAUGGCAAUUUGGGCAAUGCCUAUCUCGAUUUAGGAGAAUAUCAGAAGGCCAUUGACUAUUUCAAAAAAGGUUCAGAAAUAAGCACUGCUAUUGGCGAUCAGUCAAGAAUAGCAAGUAGCAAUGGCAAUUUGGGCAAUGCUUAUCUUCGUUUAGGACAAUAUCAGAAGGCCAUUGACUAUUACAAAAAAGGUUUAGAAAUAAGCACUGCUAUUGGCGAUCGGUCAAGAAUAGCAAAUAACAAUGGCAAUUUGGGCAAUGCCUAUCUCAGUUUAGGAGAAUAUCAGAAGGCCAUUGACUAUUACAAAAACGGUUUAGAAAUAAGCACUGCUAUUGGCAAUCGGUCAGGAAUAGCAAGUAAGAAAUGCAAUUUGGGCAAUGCCUAUCUCAGCUUAGGAGAAUACCAGAAGGCCAUUGACUAUUACAAAGAAGGUUUAGAAAUAAGCACUGCUAUUGGCGAUCGGUCUGAAAUAGCAAGAAGCAAUUGCAAUUUGGGCAAUGCCUAUGUCAGUUUAGGAGAAUAUCAGAAGGCCAUUGACUAUUACAAAGAAGGUUUUGAAAUAAGCACUGCUAUUGGCUAUCGGUCAGGAAUAGCAAGAAACACUAGCAGUUUGGGCAAUGCCUAUCGAUUUUUAGGAGAAUAUCACAAGGCCAUUGACUAUUACAAAAAAGGUUUGGAACUGAGCACUGCUAUUGGCGAUCGAUCAGGGAUAGCAAGUGACAAUGGCUAUUUGGGCGAUGCCUAUCUCAAUUUAGGAGAAUAUCAGAAGGCCAUUGACUAUUACAAAAAAGGUUUAGAAAUAAGCACUGCUAUUGGCCGUCGGUCAAGAAUAGCAAGUAACCUCAGCAAUUUAGGAAAUGCGCAUCGAUGUCUCGGAGAGUACGAAGUUGCAACAUCGCACUUAAUGAAAUCAAUUAGUUUCUUCGAUAGAAUCUUUUUAGAUUUUGUUCCGGAUCAAAAUAAGCUAUCGUUCACGAAGCAAUAUUUCAUUUCUCAUACAUCUUUAAUGAGUUGUUUCCUUUCCUUUGAACGUAUUGAAGCCGCAUUAUUGGUCAUUGACCUUGGUAGGGCUAAAGAGCUCCAUUGCUGCGUUGAAAAACAUAAGAGUUCUUUGAACAAAGGCAUGUUCGAUUAUGCACGUGGGAUAUGGAAUAGAAUAGGGGCCAGAGAAGAGCGAAGAGAAAUCGAAAAAAUUAAAACAUUUCCCCAGCUUGGAAACGAUGAUACCUCUAUUUUAGUAUUUGCUUUUGAUUUGAAAGAUUCUCUUAAUGUUUGGGUUUUAAAUGGUGAAGUUAUUUUUAGAAAAUUAGAUGCAUGUUUGGAAACAUUGGAGUGUCUAAUUAUGGAACUUCUUGGGAGGCUAAAAGUUGGUGUUGAUCGGAAUUCUUCGUUUUGCAAGCCUGAUCCAGUUUUUGAUACUCAUAAUCAAAUGAUUUUUCCAUUCGAAAUUCGAAAACAAAAGCCGCCACUCUCUAAAAAUGCGCUUCAAAAUACUGCUUGCUAUGGUCAUUUGAGUAAGCGAGAAAUUUUGGAAAUAUUGUUCAAACUUUUAGUUGAUCCUGUGAAAAAUCUCGUUAACGGCAAUAGGCUCGUUGUUGUCCCUGACCCGCAAUUGUUUUUUACACCGUUUUCAGCAUUAAUUGAUGAAAAUGGCUCUUUUUUAUCCAACAGUUACAGCGUUCAAAUUACACCUUCAUUGCAUACCCUAAUAUGUACCAUGGAACAAUCAUGUGACUCAAACUUUGGUUUUGCGUUGUUUGUUGGUAAUCCAACUGUUGGAAAAGUUUCGUUAAACGGAGAAGAUUUUACACCGUGUGGUCUUCCUAGUGCCGCUGAAGAAGUGAAAUGUCUCUCAAAGCUUUUCCAAGCUACCCCUUUAUUGGGACGUGCUGCAACAAAGGAGGUAGUAUUGCAACUUCUAAAUGGAGCUAGUAUAAUCCAUAUCGCGGCCCAUGGCGAACCAAAUCGAGGUGAAAUAAUGCUUGCGCCAAACUCGUCCCGGGUGCAACCAUGUUUGACUGUUCCCACGCCAGAAUCAUAUCUUCUCACACAGCGAGAUAUUCUAAAUAUGUCUGUGCAAGCUCGCUUGGUAGUUUUAUGCUGUUGCCAUACUGGUCAAGGUGAAAUUACUUCAGAAGGUGUCAUAGGUAUAACUCGAGCAUUUCUUGCAGCCGGAGCGCGCUGUGUUCUUGCCACACUAUGGCCCAUUGACGAUAAUGCCACAAAAGAGUUUAUGGAAAAAUUCUAUGACGAACUUUGCCAAGAAACAUCAGUUUGUGAAGCUUUGAGAAGAACAAUGAACCUCUUUCAAAAACACGAAAACGAAGCUUAUCGAUCUAGUAGAAUCUGGGGGCCAUUUACCGUCUAUGGAGAGGACGCGAAAUUCCAUAAGGAUGAGAUUGAGCAAAUCAGAGAAAAAUCGCAUGAGGUGUUUUCUGGUUUUGUAGUGAUAUAAUUUAAGAAUGCUUUUAAUCUUCAGCAGGCAUCAUCUGUAUCGUUAAAAUGUCGUUCUCUUUUUUAGUUGUAUUCCAAGCAUAAGCUAAUAUGGUAUUACCAUGCAUGCAGUAGAAUGGACUAUUGACUGAAAAUGCUCCUAUUAGGGCCAAUUUCUGCACCUUAAAUUGUUUCGGGCGAUUAAAAGGUUAGACAAGGUAUCGAAUUUUAUUUUGAAAUUAUAUGCGUCUUUGGUUUGAUUCAGUUGCUUACUAGUUGUUGUUGGGUGGAAACGUUCUUGUCGCAAUUAUUCCAAGUUUCUGCAAUUGUAACUUUGCGCAAAAAUAUUAAUUAAAGGAAUAUUAUUUUUUAACUUGGGGAGUGUGCUUGCUGUUGGUUAAAAUGAGAGUCGUGGAAAACGAAACCGUGUAAUUGCCAAAGUUGUUGCUUAACGGGAAAAUAGUAAAGGUGUAUAAUUAGCUUUAGUUUUUAGAGCUGUAUUCCCGUUUGUGAAACAGGAGUUCCGUCGUAGUAAAGUUGCGAAGUUGCUGUAGUUGAUACUUUGAGGGAAAUUGUUGCAGAGAUUCUU
Messenger RNA from Paramuricea clavata, 16011 nucleotides. Lineage: Eukaryota; Metazoa; Cnidaria; Anthozoa; Malacalcyonacea; Plexauridae. The record is from the annotation of a GenBank genome assembly.